Molecule: messenger RNA, 1806 nt
Organism: Oreochromis niloticus (Nile tilapia)
Lineage: Eukaryota; Metazoa; Chordata; Actinopteri; Cichliformes; Cichlidae
Exons: 3
Coding region: 25-1806 (593 amino acids)
Source: RefSeq, a predicted model, not a curated record
CAGAGCUGGAGCAGUGUUAGCGUCAUGGAUUCACAGCAGCCAUUGACUGAAGGUUUGAGACGUUCCAGUCGUGAUAGUCGACCUCCUGCCCACCUGCAGCAGUAUGACGUUCAGUAUCCUGGAAGUAGAAGAGCUACAUGUGAGACAGAGAGUCAAACCGAAUGCCAACACAGUGACAAAGACACACAUGGGCUGCAGGAUCCUGUCGGAGAAUCAGAAAGUCAACCAGAGAAACGUCCUGCCCCUUUACCUACCAACCAAGAUGAGGUUAUGAGGGAACUCCUGACGACGAUGAGGGAGAUUAGGCAAUUUAUGUUUCAAUCAUCUCCUUCCCAUUCUCGUAGCUCCAGAUCUUCAAUUCGCACUGUCUCAUCUGAUGGAAUCAAAUCUUCUGUAUGCAGUUUACGAGCUAGUUCUCAAACACAUCAACAACAUGAGCAGUUCCCAGUGAUUGAUACAGCAACCUGUCAAUCACCCUUUCAGCCCCCACAGAUUAGCCGUCAGUCUGGUUUAGUUCCGGCUGCCAGCCCUCCUUUACCUAAUUCAACAAUAUUAGAUGCUGCAGUCCCUUCAAGUGGUUUGCCUAGACCAGUCCUUGCUACACAAGAUGAAACUCCCUUUGAUUUCCUGGCCUUAUCACGGCAGGAUCCCCACCAGAUCUCAUGUGUUCAACCUGCUGUUUCUUUAGCUGAAGACCCUGUUCAACCUCUCAUUUGCAUAUCUGACCACAAUCAUCACCCUUCUCUAGAGCAACAACCAGCUACAUCCAAUGCCUUACAUGAACAGAAACCUUUGGUACCUGUUACUGCUAGGUCGGGUCACUCCUCUAGCACGAGAACACAUGUAUAUAAACUUGAAGGUCCUUCGUUUCCAGACCUUAGUAGAGAAGACGAAAUGCAAUACAGGAUGUUACGGAUGGCCCUUACAAACCUUCUUGAUCCUCAUGAGACAGAGCACUUCAAAUAUCAUGUCCUUCUUGAUCACCUCAAAGUAGACCAAGCUAAACGAUUAGCUCUUGCCUUUUCCUACGCUCCUGACCCAUACACUCAAGCCAUCAAAGCCCUUGAUGAGCGUUAUGGGCAACCAAGACAGCUGGCAUUGAAAGAGCUAAAGAAUAUACUGGAACUGCCUCCUAUCAGAGCAGGUGAUGGUCAGAGUCUUGAUAACUUUGCUCUUCGUGUACAGGCCUUAGUUGGUUUGCUUAGCACUAUGGGAGAUCAAGGACGUGCAGAACUAGAUUGUGGCUCCCAUGUUGAUCGCUUGUUAGCGAAGUUGCCUGCAGAGCAUUUCAGUCGCUUCAAACGGCACGUUUACAGGGAACAGGGAGAAAUGACGUAUACCUUGCCUUUGUUCUCAUCCUGGUUGCAAAUGGAGUGCAAGUGUCAACCAAGAAAGGACAAUGCUGUUUCAUCCUUCAACCAGCCACGACCUGCCCUUCAGGUGAACCGCUCCAGCACAUCCUCGUGUCCGCUGAUGGCUCUGAAUUCAUUCAGCCACCUCCUACUCUACCAUCAGCAGUACCUACGUCAUCACCGGCAGUGCCGCUAUCACCAGUUCCACUGCCUGUGGCUGCCAUUCCGCCAGUGGUCAGGGCGCUGCCUGCUCCUGCAUCACCUGGUCCUACCUCCAAGUCCCGUACAAUGCCCCCAGCGCCUGCAAAACUGCCCGACGGUCUGCAGGUCUGGGCCUGCAGCUGCAUCCCACGUGGCUGGUCGCCACCGCUGGCUACAUGGUCGGCCCCCGAACAGUCUGGCCUGCAUUGUCAACCUCCAGGUUGACCCCCCCGAACCUAUAUCAAACCUGUAG